Dipodomys spectabilis (banner-tailed kangaroo rat) is the source of this 9531-nucleotide messenger RNA. It is a transcript of the gene Myo15b, whose product is annotated as myosin XVB. Lineage: Eukaryota; Metazoa; Chordata; Mammalia; Rodentia; Heteromyidae. Gene Ontology annotation, cellular component: cytoskeleton; myosin complex. The record is from RefSeq and is a predicted model, not a curated record. Gene Ontology annotation, molecular function: protein binding; ATP binding; cytoskeletal motor activity.
AUGGGCGGCAGCAAGGGCAAAGCCCCCCAGCACCGGGCGCGCCCCAGGAAGCCAGCCUCGGGGGAGCAGGAGUCCGGAUCGGCCAGCGCGGACGGACGGCCUGGACGUGGCCAAGCCUGCCGAGACACCGCGGGGGACAAGCGGGCCGCUGGUGACCGUAGGAAACCCUCUGCCGCCGGGGGCAGCGGGGGCAGAAGCCCAGAGACAGAGGCCCGGGAGAGGCGAGGCAGCACGCGGCGUCGGGGCCGGGGGCCGGUGGACGGCUGCGAGUGGGGGGACAGCCCCGGGGACUGCCCGGAGGAGGAGGAAGACGAGGAGGAGGAAGAGAAGGAGGGCCUCCCUGGAGCGGCGAGGACCGGCAAGCGCGGCCAUCGCAGGAGGAGAGGGAAACGGCGGCGGGGACCUUCGGCGCCGAGCAGCCGGGGGAAGCCUCGGAGCCUCGAUGGGGACACGUCGGGCAGGGAUGGAGGCAGCUCCUGCCCGGACAGCGAAGCCCGCGAACCCCAAGAGAGCGGCAGCCAGAGCGGCGGAGCCCCGCCGCAGCCCCAGGGGGAGCCAACGGCCACGGGAUCGGAGGGGGCCGAGGGGGCGCCCCAAGCUCCCCGGAGCGGGGAAGGCUCGUCGGGGACCGGGCCCCGGGCGGCGAGUGGGGGAUCGGGCACAGACACGGGCUCGAAUCCAGAGCGCGCCGGGCCCGCACGGCGCCCCCCGAGGGCGCGGGGCAAGGCAGGCCGGGUCCCCGAAGCCCGAGAGACCGAGCUGGGUGGGAAAGCCCCGACCUCCAGCCCGCUCGGGAGCAGCAGCUCGCGGGACCCGUGGGACGCCGCGCCGGACGGGGACGUCAGUGAUGGCGACGCGCGGGCCGAGGCCGAGCCGCGUGGCGCCGAGCCUCAAACAGCCGAGGUGGGCCAGGUGGCGGCGAAGGUGCAGGAAGGAGCCCGAGAGGGAGAGGGAGACGGUGCAGGGGACCCAGCGCCGGGGGACCCCGCGCCGCUCGCCGCCCUCGUGGUGCUCCACAAGUUCCGCACCAGGCCCCCGCCAGGCCGCGCUGCCCAGGUCGCCGAUCAGCGGCGCGGCGGCUUCAAGGCGUGGAUCCUGCGGGUGGCGCGCGCCCUAGGCCUGCUGCGGUGGCUUCGGGGACGGAUCCAGUCACCUGCCGGUCAGGGGCAGGGGGCGGGACCGCGGGCGGAAGAGGGGCGUGGCCUCCUGCGGGAAGGCGAGGGGUGUGACUUCGGGCGGGAAGGCGAGGGGCGGGGCCUCGGGAGGGCAGGCGAGGGGCGGGGCGAGGGGCCGGCGCCGCCGCGCCGCCGUCUAGCUUUGCGCCUGGCUGGGUUAGCCCGGCUCCGGGGCCUCCUGCGGGCUCCCCCUGGCGGCGGCUCGAGUCCUCCGCAGGCCCCGAGGAGCCCAGUGUCCGAUCACCGUCCUUCGGACGACGAGGACCCAACUCCGGAUCCCAAGUUCGCGGUGGUGUUCCCCAGAAUCCACCGGGCGGCGGGCAGGGCGUCCGCGGCGACUCCCAGCCGCGCCUGGUCUGGGGCCGGAGCCGCAGAGGCCGGGGAGGGGCGGGGGGCUGGCGGGGAAGGGGUGCGGGGGCUCGGCGAUGCCUCGGCCCCCGCCUCCACUCCCCUCGACGGGACUCCGCGGCGUGAGAUCGGCUCGGGCAGCGCAGAGGAGGAGCCGGUGACCUCGGGAGCCGAGACCCCGGCGCACUGGGCGCAGGGCUGCGGCCCCCAGGAGGAGCCCGGGCUCGGCCCCGCCGCGCUGCUGCCUCGGCUCACCCUGGAGACCCGCGUGCCCCGCGAGCGGAGCCCGGGCCCGGCCCUGCGGGAGCAGUGGGAGCCCGAGGAUGAGGCCGAGGCCGCCCUCGAGAGACGCCUGGAGCUGAGCCUCGGGCCGGGCCUGCGGACACCGCCGUUCCCCGGUGCCCAGGACCGGACCCUCAGCGAGGGCCUGGAGGACACGGAGGACGUGGCACGCCUGCGGCUGGUGAGUGACAGCUCCGUGCUGUUGUGCCUCAAGAGGAGAUUUCACCUGGGCCGCAUCUACACUUUCGGGGGACCCCUCCUGCUUGCUCUGAAUCCCCACCAGCCUCUGCCUGUCUUCUCACCGGAAGUCUUGACCAGCUACCAUCCCAGGAAGACCCCCAGCUCCUCCCCACACAUCUAUGCCAUCAUGGCAGCGGCCUGUGGCCUAUCUCAGAGCGCCGGGCAGGACCCCUGUAUCCUCCUGGCUGGGCACAGUGGCUCAGGGAAAACUGAAGCUGCCAAGAAGAUGGUGCAGUUCCUAAGCAGCCUGGAUCAGAAGCAGGCAGGGGACAGAGGGUGCCAGCUGGACGAUGUGCUGCCAGUGCUCAGCAGCUUUGCCCAUGCCAAGACCAUCCUGAAUGCCAACGCCAGCCGCUUCGGCCAGGUCUUAUGCGUCUGCCUGCAGCAGGAGGUCAUCGUGGGAGCCUCUGUGUCACAUUAUCUGCUGGAGACCUCCAGAGUGGUGUUUCAAGCCCAAGCUGAGAGGAGCUUCCAUGUGUUUUAUGAGCUGCUGGGGGGGUUGGGCCCCAUGGAGCGGGAGCAGCUCUCCCUGCAGGGACCUGAGACCUACCACUACCUUAACCAGGGCCGGGCCUGUAGGCUCCAGGGCAAAGAGGAAGCCCUGGACUUCGCCGAGCUGGCAAAGGCUCUGCAGGCCCUGGGCUUGCGCCCCGAGGAGCUCACCGCGGUGUGGACUGUGCUGGCCAUCAUCCUACAUCUGGGCAACAUCUGCUUCUCGUCCUCAGAGCGGGAGUUCCAGGAAGUGGCCACUGUGUCCAGCUGGGCCGAGAUCCACACGGCAGCCCGGUUGCUGCAGGUGCCACCGGAGCAACUGGCGGGAGCUGUGACCACGAGGGUCAUGGAAACACCCUACGGCCGGGUCUCCAGAUCUCUGCCUGUGGAAAGCGCCAUUGACGCCAGGAACGCCCUGGCCAAAGCCCUGUACCUGCGGCUCUUCAACUGGCUCCUGAGGAGGAUCAACACACGGCUGGCUCCACCCGCGGAGGGAGGCAGCGUGGGCAGCAUUACUGUCGUGGACGCCUAUGGCUUUGAGGCGCUGCGUGUGAAUGGCUUGGAGCAGCUGUGCAGCAACCUGGCCAGCGAGCGGCUGCAGCUCUUCUCCAGCCAGAAGCUGCAGGCCCAGGAGGAGGAGGAGUGCCGGCGGGAGCAGCUGCCCUGGGCGCCUGUCGCUCAGCCCCUGAGGGAGUCUUGCCUGGACCUCCUGGUGGACAGACCCCACAGCCUCCUGAGUCUUCUGGAGGCCCAGACAUGGCUGUCCCAGGCCACGGACCACACGUUCCUCCAGAAGUGCCACUACCACCACAGCGACCACCACAGCUAUGCCAAGCCCCAGCUGCCUCUUCCCAUCUUCACGGUGCGGCAUUAUGCCGGGGCUGUCACCUACCAGGUUCACAAGUUUUUACACAGGAAUCGAGACCACCCGGACCCCGCUGUGGUGGAGAUGCUUCGCCAGAGCCAGCUGCAGCUCGUGGGCAGCCUGUUCGAGGAUGCAGAGCCCCAGGCGCUGGGAAAGCCAGGGAAAGCUACUCUGGCCUCUCGCUUCCAGCAGUCCCUGGAGGCCCUCCUGUCACGGCUGGGCAGGAGCCGCAUCUAUGUCAUCCAGUGCCUGAACCCUAACCCUGGAAAGCUCCCGGGCCUCUUCGACGUGGGCCAUGUGGCGGAGCAGCUGCGCCAGGCUGGCGUCCUGGAGGCUGUAGGCACCCGCAGUGCCCACUUCCCCGUGCGCAUGCCCUUCCAGGCCUUCCUGGUCAGGUUCCAGGCCCUGGGGACAGAGGGGCAGGGUGACUGCUCUGACCGAGAAAGGUGUGGCGCCAUCCUCACCCAGGCGCUGGGAGCAGAGUCGCCUCUCCAUCACCUCGGAGUCACCCAGGUCCUGCUGCAGGAGCAGGGCUGGCAGCAGCUGGAGCAGCUCUGGGCCCAGCGCCGCGCCCAGGCCUUGCUCACGCUGCACCGCGGCCUCCGGGUCUGCAUCUCCCGCCAGCGCCUCCGCCUCCUGCCCCGGAUGCAAGCUCGUGUGCGUGGGCUUCAGGCCAGGAAGCGCUACCUCCGGCGCCGGGCGGCUCUGGGACAGCUGAGCACCAUCCUUCUGGUGGCCCGGCCCCUGCUCCACAGACGGCAGAAGCUGCAGGCGAGGGGGCUGGCGGAGGCUGGAGUGGGGAGGCUCGGGGUAGAAGCCAACCAGCCUCAGCCGGCCCGUGGACUGAGAUCCAUACGAGAUGGACAGACGGGCAGUGACGUCCACAGUGAGGAGCCAGUGAGGGUUGGGGCAGGCAGGCAGCAGGUGGGGACCGCCACUCCGGGGCAGCCGUCACCACUCCCGGGCAGCCGGCCUUUCUGGCUCGGGCACUGGCGUGACCAGCACAGUGGCGGCACCUGGGAGAAAGUGCCAGACAUGGAUCUGGGACGCUUGGAAAUCCCAGCAGAGCUGGCUGCUAUGCUGCGGAGGGCAGAAGGCAACCAAGAUGUCCUGGCUGGAACCAUCAAGGAAUCCAUGCCCCCGGAGGUUCCUGCCCGGCCCAGCCUGUCUCUCCCAGCCGACAUCGACCAGUUUCCCUUCUCCAGCUUCGUCUCCAUCAGCUUCCAGGAGCCAUCUCUGCCCAGCCCAGGGCAGCCACUGACCAGGCCCCUGACCCGGCUGGACAGGGAGACCCCUCAGCAUGCUCUGGAGAUCAACAAGGUGAUGCUGCGGCUCCUGGGGGAUGGAUCCCUGCAGCCCUGGCAGGAGCACACCAUGGGCACGUACCUGGUGCGGCAGGGGCUGCGCCGGCCUGGCCUUCGGGAUGAACUCUUCAGCCAGCUGGUGACCCAACUCUGGCGUAACCCGGAUGAGCAGCAGAGCCAGCGGGGCUGGGCCCUCAUGGCCGUCCUGCUCAGCGCCUUUCCCCCCACGCCCACUCUGCAGAAGCCGCUGCUCAAAUUUGUGUCUGACCAGGCCCCCAAGGGCAUGGCAGCGCUGUGCCAACACAAACUACUGGAAGCCCUGGAGCAGACGCCGCUGGCGCCCGGGGCUGCCCGGACUCACCCUCCAACCCAGCUCGAGUGGAAGGCCGGAUGGCGGCGGGGCCGCAUGGCGCUGGACGUCUUCACCUUCAAUGAAGAGUGCUUCUCGGUGGAGGUGGAGUCCUGGACCACGGGAGAGGAGUUUGCGGGGUGGAUCCUGCAGAGCAGAGGCCUGGAGGCGCCCCUGCGUGGCUGGUCUGUGUCACUGCAUUCUGAGGACGCCUGGCAGGACUUGUCUGGCUGUGACUUUGUGCUGGACCUGAUAGGCCAGAUGGAGGACUUGGGGGACCCGGCUGACCCCCACAGCUACCCCUUCACUUCUUUUGACUUAGCCGAGGACAUCCCCCCGGCCCCUGGCGUCCAGGCCCCCUCUUUGCCCCCAGGACUUCCUCCAGGUCCCGCCCCAAUCCUGCCCGGCAGAUAUCACACAGGCGAGGCCCGGCCCGCUGGGAGCUUGGAUGGCUUCCUGGACCACCUCUUUGAGCCUGUCCUCACCCCAGGCCUCAGUGAUCUGGACCAAGGCUGGGCCCUGAGCAGCCGCAUGAAGGGAGGGGGCUCCGUGGGCCCCUCGCAGCAGCAGGGCUACCCCAUGGUAUACCCAGGGAUGAUGCAGAUGCCCGGGUACCAGCCAGCCAUGGUGCCCGCACCUGUGCCUAUGAUGCCAGCGAUGGCUCCCGUCCCUGCUAUCCCAGCCAUGAUGGUGCCGCCGCCACCGCCGCAGCUUCCCAGCCUGGACACACAGCAGCUGGCAGUCCAGCAGCAGAACUUCAUCAACCAGCAGGCGCUGAUCCUGGCCCAGCAGAUGACCACCCAGGCCAUGAGCCUGUCUCUGGAGCAGCAGAGCCAGCAGCGCCAGCGCCAGGCACAGGCCUCCAGAGCCACCUCCCAAGCCCCAUCCCCGGCCACCACCCCCAAGUCCAAGAAGCCCCCCACUCCUCAAGAGGCGCCAGAGAGCGAUCCGGAACCCAUGGGUGCCUGCUGGAGGGAGGACUUCGCAGAGGAAGCUGAACACAGCCCUGGCCACCCCGAGAGCUUCCAGCAGAAACGGGAGUACUUCCAGAAGAUGGGGCAACAACAGAUCAAGGUGAAGAUGGUGAAAUCUCCACCCAAAGUCCAGAUUCCCCAGGGGGGAGAGACGGAGGAAGAGGAGGAAGAGGGAAGCAGAGCAGAGCCGCCCCCUCCUCCUCCCGCAGUUGUGAAAAAGCCCUUGAAACAAAGCGGGGAUAAAGCUGCAAAAGAGGCAGAGGCAGAGCCAGCCAAGGAGGCUGCAAAAGAGGCCAAGGCAGAGCCAGCCAAGGAGGCAGUGCCGGCCCGGGCCAGGGAGCCCAGGCCACACAGCUCGAACCCCACUCCGCAGCGCCCAGAGCCCAGCAAGGAGAUCCGCAACAUCAUCCGGAUGUACCAGAGCCGUCCGAGCCCUGUGCCCGUGCCCGUGCAGCCAGCCAGGCCUCCCAAAACUUUCCUGAAGAAAAAUGAUCCCAAGGAUGAGGCUCUGGCCAAGCUGGGUAUCCACAGCACCCAGUCAGCGCCAUCGGUGAGUCCCGGGGCCUACAAAGGCCCCCCGCCAGCCGUGGCUCCAAAACCCAAGGCCCUGCCACGACUCGGGCCCUCCAGCUCUAUCAAGGAAAAGCAGGGGCCUCUUCAGAAUCUGUUUGGGCCAAACUUGCCCAUAGCCCAGACACCCCCUCUUCCACCGGCACCCCCACUGCCUCUGCCUGAACCCCCCAGCAUCUCUUCAGCGGAGCCUCGUGCCUUGAGGGAGCCCAUGGAGGACCAAGGGGUCUGCACCCAGCUACUGACCCCGUCUGGCAGCGUGUGCUUCUCCUAUGCCAGCGCACCCUGGAAGCUGUUCCUACGCAAGGAGGUGUUCUAUCCCCGGGAGAACUUCAGCCAUCCCUACUGCCUCCAGCUUCUCUGCGAGCAGAUCCUGCGAGACACCUUUGCUGAGUCCUGCAUCCGCAUCUCUCCAGAUGAGCGGCACAGAAUGAAAGACCUGCUGGGAGACUUGGAGGUGGGCCUGGACUCCCUGGCCACUGCUGAAGACAGCGUCAAGAAGCGCAUCGUGGUGGCUGCCCGCGACAACUGGGCCAAUUACUUCUCCCGCAUCUUCCCGGUCUCGGGAGAGAGUGGCAGCGAUGUCCAGCGGCUGGCUGUGUCUCACCGAGGGCUGCGACUCCUCAAGGUGGUCCAAGUCCCCAGCUUCCAUCUAGACCAGCUGAAGACACUGUGCUCCUACAGCUUUGCCCAGGUGCUGGGUGUGGAGUGCCGGGACAGCUCCGCCCUGGAGCUGACUCUGAAGGGUGAGCAGCUGGUGCUGCACACGCCCCAGGCAAGGGCCAUCAAGGCUAUGGUGGAGCAGUACCUGGACGAGCUCAGGAAGGGGUCUGGCUACGUCAUCGCUUUGCGCAGCUACAUCACGGAUGACCACAGCCUCCUCAGCUUCCACCGUGGGGAUCUCAUCAAGCUGUUGCCAGGGACCACUCUGGAACCAGGCUGGCAGUUUGGUUCUGUUGGAGGUCGAUCUGGAUUGUUCCCUGCUGACAUGGUGCAGCCGGCCGCGGCGCCCGACGUCUCCUUCUCGUCGGAGCAGAAGCCCAGCUGGCAGCGCAAGAGUCAGGCCCAGCCCAGGGAGCCACAUCCUGCCCGUCCGUGGAGCCAAGCCUACAGUGACGACUCGGAUGCCACCAGUCUGCCUUCCUCAGAGUACACCCCACUGUCCUCUGAACCCCACAACUAUACCAUGCAGGAAUUUGCCCUGCGCUACUUCCGGAAGCCUCACACCACGCCGGGUCAGACGGGCGGAGGUUCCGAGGGGGACACGACAGCCAGUCAGGUGCAGUACAGCAAGACUCCCAUCCAGGAAUCGCUCAUUAAUACCAGCGACAAGGACACAAACAGCAAGGCUGUGGCAGGCUUCCAGGUUUUGAUGCAGUAUAUGGGGGACCAGUCUAAGCCUCGGGGCAAGAAGGAGCCGGAGCUGCUCUAUGAGCUGCUGAAGCUGUGCCGGGAGGAGCAGCUCAGGGAUGAGAUGUACUGCCAGGUCAUCAAACAGGUCACAGGACACCCCCAGCCGGAGCGCUGUGUCCGGGGCUGGAGCUUCCUCAGCCUCCUCGCAGGCUUCUUCCUCCCGUCCACCACACUGAUGCCCUAUGUGACCAAGUUCCUACAGGACUCAGGCCCCAACCAAGAGCUGGCCCGCAGCAGCCAGGAGCACCUCCAACGCACAGUCAAAUACGGGGGCCGGCAGCAGCUGCCCCUACCGGGUGAAAUGAAGGCUUUCCUGAAAGGGCAAGCGGUCCGGAUGCUUCUAAUUCACCUGCCUGGCGGCUUGGACUACAAGACAAACCUCCACACCUUCACGGUGGCAGGAGAAGUACUGGAGGAGCUAUGUGGCCAGAUGGGCAUCACGGACCCCCAGGAAGUGCAGGAAUUUGCCCUCUUCCUCAUCAAAGGGGAAGGGGACCUGGUCCGGCCCCUGCGGCCCCCCGAGUAUCUCAACAGUGUGCUGGUGGCGCCGGACCUGAGCCUGCACAGCCGGCGGCUCGGCUGGGAGAGCCCGCUGCACUUUGACCACCCCACCUACAUCGACACCCACUAUGGCCAGGUGCUGCGGGACUACCUCCAGGGGAAGCUGAUGGCCCGCGCCCAGGCCGAGGCUCAGCUGGCUCAGAUGGCUGCCCUCCAGCACCUCAGCAGGGCCAGCAAGGACACGCCCUCCGAGCAAGACCUGCUGGCCUACAUACCCAAGCCGCUGCAGUGGCAGGUUAACAUGGCUGCCAUAAGGAGUUUGCUGAGCCAGGAGCUGAGGCAGCUGAAAGAUUACGACCCCCAGGAAGCACAGAUCAGCUUCAUCCAGGCCGCAAGGCAGCUGCCCCUCUUUGGCUACACUGUGUAUGUGGUGCUUCGAGUGAGCAAGAUGGUCUUUCCUGGGCCUGUCCUCCUGGGGCUCAACCGCAGACACCUGGUCCUCAUGGACCCCAGCUCCCAGAAACUGUGCUGCUCCAUUGACCUGAAGGACCUGCAGCGGCUCCACCUGCUGAGCCCGCUGGAGGAGAACGGGCCGCCUGGGCUGGAGCUCAACUGGGGCUCCGCCGACAGCCCCCAGACCAUGUGGGUGGAGCUGCCGCAGGCCCAGGAGCUGCAGCACACCAUCGUCUUCCUGAUGGAGGGCAGUGGGUCUUCCUCUCAGUGAGGGGGUGGAGGCGAGGGGCCCAGUCUACCUUCUGCCCUGGUUUUGUCUUCACUUCCGCCCUGGAACCUGCUGCUGCCUAACCCAGGUGGAGGCCACAAGGCAGGGGGUGCCACCGUGACUUACCUGGGGAAGACUGAGCCCAGAGCGGGGCUGCAAGAACUUGGCUUAGGCAUCAGAUGCUGCCAGCCGAAGGGAGCUGACCACCCGGGUUCCGGUUCAUGACCAGGAUCAAGGUCAACAUGAACCCAGGCCUAGAAGCAGCUGCUGCUGAGGAAAUAAAACUCCUAAAAGGGC